AUGCAAGGAGAAAUCCCUAUUUUCUCCUCACUGAAUCGAAUGCAAACAUUACUGAUAAGAGGAACUCGAACAUACCUGGGCAAGCCUAGCGUAUUUAGAGCCAUCGCCCGCUCUUUCGCUGCUGGACCCGCUGCCCCCGCUGCUGGCAAUGCCGCUGCUGCUCCCCCACCACCCCCAGAGAGACAUCACGGAGGUCUGUCUGAUCAAGAUCGUAUCUUUACAAACCUUUACAGCCAGUAUGAUUGGCAUAUUGAUAGUGCCAUGGAGCGUGGUUUCUGGUACAAGACCAAGGAGCUUCUGGAAAUGGGUCCCGAUCAGAUCAUUGCGGAUAUCAAAGCGUCGGGUCUGCGUGGACGAGGAGGCGCUGCCUUCCCUUCCGGUUUGAAGUGGAGUUUCAUGCCCAAAGCCUCCAAGGACGGUCGUCCGAACUUUUUAGUGGUAAACUGCGAUGAGUCCGAGCCCGGAACCUGCAAAGAUCGCGAGAUCAUCCGGAAGGACCCGCACGCCCUGGUGGAAGGCUGUUUGGUAGCAGGUUACGCCAUGCACGCGCGUGCGGCGUACAUCUACAUCCGCGGAGAGUUCUACAACGAGAGCAUCCGUCUGGAGGAGGCGAUCCACGAAGCCUAUCAAAAAGGCUUCCUCGGGCGAAACGCCUGCGGCACCGGGUACAACUUCGACGUCUUCGUGCACCGCGGCGCGGGCGCGUACGUCUGCGGAGAGGAGUCUGCGCAGCUGGAGUCGCUGGAGGGCAAGCAGGGCAAGCCGCGUCUGAAGCCGCCAUUCCCCGCGAACGCGGGUCUGUACGGGUGUCCGACGACGGUGACGAACUGCGAGACGGUGUCGGUGUCGCCGACGAUCCUGCGGCGCGGCCCGGAGUGGUUCGCGGGGUUCGGCCGGAAGAACAACGCGGGCGUGAAGCUGUUCGCGAUCAGCGGACACGUGAACAACCCGUGCGUGGUGGAGGAGGAAAUGUCGAUCUCGCUGCGCGAGCUGCUCGAGAAGCACGCGGGCGGCGUGCGCGGAGGCUGGGACAAUUUGCAGGCGGUGAUCCCCGGAGGCGCGUCGACGCGCGCGCUGAAUAAAGACAUGUGCGAUGUGGCGCUGAUGGACUACGACUCGCUGGGAUCGUUCAAGUCGGGACUGGGCUCCGCGGCCGUGAUCGUGAUGGACAAAUCGACGGAUAUGAUGGCGGCGAUUCGGAAUCUGUCGCACUUCUAUAUGCACGAAUCGUGCGGACAGUGCACGCCGUGCCGCGAGGGACUGCCGUGGGUGUACGAUAUCAUGUGCCGAAUGGAGAGAGGACAGCUCGAGGAGAGAGAGAUCGACAUGCUCAUGGAGAUCGGAACGCAGAUCGAGCUGCACACCAUCUGCGGUCUCGCGGAUGCGGCCAUCUGGCCGAUCGAGGGAUUGAUGCGGUCGUGGAAGAAGGAGAUCCUGGAGCGAUCCCGCCAUCCCGAGAACUAUCACCCGGAAGACUAUUUCCAGAGAGCGUGGAGCGGAAAGAAGCUGUGA
Molecule: messenger RNA, 1512 nt
Organism: Blastocystis hominis
Lineage: Eukaryota; Bigyra; Opalinata; Blastocystidae
Product: subunit NuoF (NDUFV1)
Exons: 6
Coding region: 1-1512 (503 amino acids)
Biological process (GO): mitochondrial electron transport, NADH to ubiquinone
Molecular function (GO): FMN binding; NADH dehydrogenase (ubiquinone) activity; NAD binding
Source: RefSeq, a predicted model, not a curated record